Molecule: messenger RNA, 321 nt
Organism: Dracunculus medinensis (Guinea worm)
Lineage: Eukaryota; Metazoa; Nematoda; Chromadorea; Rhabditida; Dracunculidae
Source: the annotation of a GenBank genome assembly
AUGAUAGGAUAUACUGUGACAAGGAAUUCAAUUAAGACACAGCUGGAUCAUAACCAAGUUGGAUCCAUACCGAGACGCAAGUUUGGAAGACCAAAUCUUCAUGAUAAGGUUUUGAAUGUUGAAACAUUAGCUUCAAAUAAAAUCGAAGAGAAAGAUGAAAUUAAAGUCGAAACAAAUGCAGUUGGAAAUGCCUUCUUUCAUCAAUUCAAUUCUAUAGAAUCGCCAGGAAAUCAUCAAAAUGAAAGUACGCAUCUAUUUGCUUGCAAUAUGUAUCUUCUUGUCAUAUUGUCAUAUAGCUGCGAAACUGGCCAAAGAAACUGA